Molecule: messenger RNA, 1732 nt
Organism: Pocillopora verrucosa
Lineage: Eukaryota; Metazoa; Cnidaria; Anthozoa; Scleractinia; Pocilloporidae
Product: transmembrane prolyl 4-hydroxylase
Biological process (GO): peptidyl-proline hydroxylation to 4-hydroxy-L-proline
Cellular component (GO): endoplasmic reticulum
Molecular function (GO): calcium ion binding; L-ascorbic acid binding; iron ion binding
Source: RefSeq, a predicted model, not a curated record
CGGUCACUUUGAUGGGGAGACUUGCGUUACAACUAGGGACCGAUAGAUUGGUUUUCUAACCAUCUGCCUGUGAAAUUAAGACAUGUCCUUCUGUCUCUUCGAUCCUCGAGUAAAUUUAACGUUUUUGGCACUGCUUCUGGUGUACCAAAUUUACUUCAUAAAAUCUCUGAGCGCUGAGACGGGAAGAUCAAGAUCGAAUACAACUCAAGAUGGGUCCCAAACUUGUGCAAAUGAUUUUCUCAAACCUAAGAUUUGCCCAACAAAGAAUGAAGACCGGACCCAGGAUGCAUUUUUCCGCCUGGUGAGGCUCAAUGGUGUAAAAAUCGGCCACAUUCGGGAAAUGAAACUCGAGGAGAAUAAAUCACAUCGAGUUGUGACCCGCAGUUUUCAACCAUUGUUAUUCGAGAUAAACGAAUUUCUGAGCCACAAGGAAUGCGAUCUGCUCAUUCAGUUAUCCCAACAAAGUCACCUUAAGGACAGCUUAACAAUCAAGGGAAAAGGAGAAGGAAUUGGUAAAGAGGAAUUCGUGAAGAAGCUGGCCUCAAAGAAUUUGACCCUCGAAAAAACUCUGUUCUGCUGGAAACUCCAACGACCUGUCUAUGACACUGAUCGGGACGGAAAAAUAACCCUACAAGAAUUUAUAAGAUUUGUGGAUCUAGAGAAAUAUGUUUAUCCGACAAAGGAAGAUGCAUUGCCGAUAUUUACUUUAUUUGAUUUCAACUCAGACGGAUUUGUUGAUGACAAGGAGUGCGCAGACGUCACAAAUGCUACCUACGUUGAGUUCCUCUUUCAUGUCGAGAAACUCAAAUCUGACCCUCGGUAUUUCAUUCGCUUUAGUGAAUCUGCAGUGCUUUCUAAAGACACGCCCGUUGUGAGAUCGCUACAGAGAAGGAUCGCUAAGCUCACGGGCCUGUCAAGAACUUUAAUAGAAAAAAGUGAAGAAAUUCAGGUGGUACGUUACUCUGUGUUGGGCCAUUACAAUGCUCACUACGACACAACGCACGAUUCUGCCAGGAUAAAGGAAUGCUGCCGUGAAGGACAAGAUUUUCAAGAUUGCAACUUGUGCAGGUUCGUUACCAUUCUCCUUUACUUAAACAACGUGGCGAAAGGCGGCGAAACGGCAUUCCCCUUGGCGGAUGAUCCUGAACGUUUCUACUCGAGAAACUAUUCCGUAACCCUCAAUGAAAGAUGCCGCGAAGCUAACCUACUGAUCCAACCAAAGAAAGGCAAAGCGGUCAUGUGGUACAAUCAUCUCUUAGAGCAUGACGGGGAUGAUCACAUGGGUGUCUUUGAUUGGCUGUCUUUACAUGGUGGAUGUGACGUCAUUGAGGGAGUCAAGUGGAUUGCGAAUGUAUGGUUGAACGCACCCUUAAGGAAAGACGACAAUUCAUAAUUGAACUGUAAUGUUUUAGAUCGUAAUUAAAGCGCGGGAAAAUGCGGGCGACCAAGUCGUUAUUGUUUUAAGUUUUGCAUCUAAUUGGUUGAGAAAGUGGCGCUAGUUCUCUGGGCCAAUCACAGAGCGAUGUCAAAGAAAACCAAAGUAAUCUUGGAUUAGCAGGUAAUUUAGUGUUAACAACUGAGUUGAAAACGUGAAUUGGCCACCGUCAAGAGUAAAAAGGCUGACUUUUCGAGCGUUAGCCCUUCGUCAAGUAAUCCAAAGCAAUCUUGGAUUACUUUCGACACUCAAUUGAAAAUUGCUCCAUCAGGAAAAUAUUGCUGGACUACACUUGUC